AAUUUUUUUUUUUUUUUUGUUUUCUUUCACUAAAAGUUUUGUUGAAGGCAAUAACAGACUCGGAGAACUAAACCCCCAAAAUCCUUAAACCCUCUCCUUACCUCAAUCGCAAGCCCUAAAGAUGGUAGCUUUGAUGGCUCGUUUAAUCCGAGCUUCUCAAAAUGCGAUUCGCCUUCGUUCUUCUCAUUCUCCUUCCUCUUCACCCACAAUCCAAUUCUAUAAUUUUCUUCACCAUUCCACAAUUCCUCUCCUUUCGCCAAAAUCUCAUUCAACUCCUACUGACAUAUCAGGGCCUCUUCCUACAUCGCCCCUCGAUGCUAACAUCGUUAGAAUCCUCCGACACGAGAUCAAGUACAAACCUGAGUACGCUCCUAUACACGAGCCUCCUACGAAAUUCAAAUCAUUUAAUGUGCAAGAUCGACCUUGUGAGCAAUGGAUAACAAUGAGAGGAAAAUUUGGUGAUGAUGAAGAAAUUAAGUUGGAAAUUACCAUGUUUGAUGGUUAUGAACUUUGUCCCAAGCAUGAUGGUGAUGGGGAAGAUGUGAUUUUACGCCUCAGUGUACUUGUUAGUAUUUCCAAGAGAGAUAGUUCUGAUGAUUUGGAGUUCGUAUGUUCAGCAUGGCCUGAUAGUUUUGAAGUUCGCCAUGUUUAUUCACUUCACCGUGAUCGGAAACUUAACAGGCUUCCUUAUUUGGGGCCUGAUAUCAGGGAAUUGAAUAAGAAUUUUCAGAAGGCAUUUCGUGACUACUUAGGAGCAAGGGGAAUUGAUGAGGAGCUUUCUUUCUUCUUACAUGAUUAUAUGAUGAACAAAGAUAGGAUUGAACUUGUACAAUGGUUAACAACUGUUAAGUCUUAUGUGGAAAAAUAAGGUGAAAAUCUUUGACUGUCAUAUGUGAGAUUUCUUAACAAUUUUCAAUAAUGUGGAUGAUUGGGAACAAUUUUGAGUCCUUAAUUACAAGUCUUACGAGGGAGCAUGAAUAUACAUGCUAUAACACAUGUAAGCAUUGGUUAGAAAAACACAAUAUAGCCGUUUAAGAAUGAAAUAUCAGUUUCUUAUUAGAAAGUUUGUAUUACUCCAAGAAUGUUAAAGAGAAAACAAGACUAUUUUGUAAGUUUAGGCUUUUUUGCCUUUGUAUCUGUGCUAUACCUUGUAAACUUUUGACCUAUGUAAUUUUGAUCAGUAGAAAUAUGUAUUUUUUUCUCUUAUACAUUGUCAAACAGAAGAUUAAAUUAAUGUUGGUUACUGGAGUACUUUGUCAUAGUUACUCAAA
Cannabis sativa is the source of this 1271-nucleotide messenger RNA. RefSeq lists its product as uncharacterized. Gene Ontology annotation, cellular component: mitochondrial matrix. The transcript is spliced from 3 exons. The record is from RefSeq and is a predicted model, not a curated record. Lineage: Eukaryota; Viridiplantae; Streptophyta; Magnoliopsida; Rosales; Cannabaceae. Bases 122 to 868 code for a protein of 248 amino acids.